Conger conger (European conger) is the source of this 8981-nucleotide messenger RNA. Its product is annotated as bifunctional heparan sulfate N-deacetylase/N-sulfotransferase 1-like. Bases 913 to 3555 code for a protein of 880 amino acids. The transcript has 16 exons. Lineage: Eukaryota; Metazoa; Chordata; Actinopteri; Anguilliformes; Congridae. Gene Ontology annotation, molecular function: deacetylase activity; heparan sulfate N-sulfotransferase activity. Gene Ontology annotation, cellular component: Golgi apparatus. The record is from RefSeq and is a predicted model, not a curated record.
UGCCAAGCAAGCGGCCUCGAUCGUCGGCCACACAAAAAUGAAUGGUUACAUUUUGGGACUUGCGCGCCCUCUACAGACCAUCAUCCCCGCAAAAGUAAAGCGCUGCAGCGAUAAGCAGGAGAGAGCCAAACCUCUCUCACCCUUUCUCCAACAAAACCAGUCCACGCAUCACAGAACCGGGACGCCUCGUUUUGAGAGGCAGUCCAGCAACAUUGGACAGUGCGUUUAGAAAGCCUUGCUUUGGAUGAGAGCUCUGUGGUCGUGAUUUUCUGAAAAACCUGCAUAUUGGGUGGGUCCUGGGUAACUGCACAGUUUUGGCAGCUCUGAGGACUUGAGGAGGACAUGUUUGUGCCCAGAAGAAGGAACUGUUGAUGCUGUUAGGAGCACCAGCACUGUCCUCAGAUCAGUAGCUCGGAGGAAGCCCCCCCCCCCCCUGUGGCCUGGAAGAAGAUAAUCCGGGAAGUGACUGGGAUGACCCGCCCCUGGGGAUUCUCUUCUAACGCGACUGCGGCUGGCUGCUGACCACCCCUGUCUGCUGCCCCUGCCUGCCUGAGCCUGAGGUCUGGAAACUGAGCACUUGAGGAACGUGGUGCGGGUGUGUCGGGGCUGGGGGGGGAAAGGUUACGGCGGGUGAGCAGGGCCACUCAGCCGCAGUUUGUGCGGUGGGAGAAGUCGAGGUGCAAGAUCGCAGGUCCACCCUGGUCCAUGGUUUCAUUCUGCCCAGGCCGGCCCCACCAUCCGUCUGCAAUGGUGACAUGAGGAAGGGCGCCCCCUGCCUGAGGAGCUGGCUCAUUGCACCUUCAGUGUGAAAGUGACUGCGACUGGCUGCGAUUGGCUGGGCUGUCUGCUGAAGCGGGCGGUGGGAUUUCUGGAAGUUUCGCAGGUGGUCGGGGAGGGCAGGGCAGGCGGACGAUGCUGCUCUGCGGCCGGUUACGGCGGGUUUUCCGCCAGCUCACCCUCCAGACCAGCCUGCUCCUCCUCUUCCUCUUCUGCAUGGUGAGCGUCUUCGUCUCCGCUUACUUCCUGUACGGGGUGAAGCGGGAGCUGGAGCCGGCCGGGGGGGCCGACGGCGGGGCGGACUGCGACGAGCCCCGGGCCACGCCCUCACGCCUGCUCCCGCUGAAGACCGUGCGCCCCUCGGACACGUCCCGGACCGACCCCGUGGUCCUCGUGUUCGUGGAGAGCCUCUACUCCCAGCUGGGCCAGGACAUCGUGGCCGUCCUGGAGUCGAGCCGCUUCAGGUACCGCACCGAGAUCUCCCCCGGGAAGGGCGACAUGCCCACCCUCACCGACAAGGACCGCGGCCGCUUCGCACUGGUCAUCUACGAGAACAUCCUCAAGUACGUCAACCUGGACGCCUGGAACCGGGAGCUGCUGGACAAGUACUGCGUGGAGUACGGCGUGGGCAUCAUCGGCUUCUUCAAGGCCAAUGAGAACAGCCUCCUGAGUGCGCAGCUGAAAGGCUUCCCCCUCUUCCUCCACUCCAACCUGGGCCUGAAGGACUGCAGCAUCAACCCCAAAUCUCCCCUCCUCUUCAUCACGCGGGCGGGGCAGGUGGAGCGGGGCCCGUUGCCCGGCGACGACUGGACCGUGUUCCAGUCCAACCACUCCACCUACGAGCCGGUUCUGCUGGCCCGGACACGGUCGACGGAGGUCGUUCCCCCGCUGGUUUCUGUCGCCGCCCCGCCCGUCCACACCUCCGUGGUGCAGGACCUGGGUCUCCAUGACGGCAUCCAGAGGGUGCUCUUCGGGAAUAACCUCAACUUCUGGCUCCACAAGCUGGUGUUUGUCGAUGCCGUGUCCUUCCUCACGGGCAAACGCCUGUCGCUGUCGCUGGACCGCUACCUGCUGGUGGACAUCGACGACAUCUUCGUGGGCAAGGAGGGAACGCGCAUGAAGGUCCCCGACGUCAAGGCUCUGGUGGAGACGCAGAAUGAACUCCGCUCCCAUGUGCCCAACUUCACCUUUAACCUGGGCUUCUCAGGGAAGUUCUUCCAUGCAGGUACGGAUGAGGAGGACCUGGGCGAUGACCUGCUGCUGUCCUAUGGGAAGGAGUUCUGGUGGUUUCCCCACAUGUGGAGCCACAUGCAGCCACACCUCUUCCACAACCACAGUGUGCUCGCCGAGCAGAUGCAGCUCAACAGGAAGUUUGCCGCCGAGCACGGCAUCCCCACGAACAUGGGCUACGCCGUGGCCCCGCACCACUCCGGGGUGUACCCCGUACACGUGCAGCUGUACGAGGCCUGGAAGAAGGUGUGGGGCAUCAAGGUGACGAGCACGGAGGAGUACCCCCACCUCAAACCCGCACGCUUCCGCCGUGGCUUUGUCCACAGCGGGAUCAGUGUCCUCCCCAGGCAGACGUGUGGGCUCUUCACUCACACCAUCUUCUACAGCGAGUACCCAGGAGGACCCAAGGAGCUGGACAAGCUCAUCACUGGAGGAGAGCUUUUCCUCACCGUCCUGCUCAAUCCUAUAAGCAUCUUCAUGACUCACCUGUCCAACUACGGGAACGACCGGCUGGGCCUGUACACCUUCCGGAAGCUGGUGAAGUUCCUGCAGACCUGGACGCACCUGAAGCUGCAGACGCUGCCGCCCGUGCAGCUGGCCCAGAGAUACUUCCAGAUCUUUCCGGAGGAGCGGGACCCGCUCUGGCAGGACCCCUGCGAGGACAAAAGGCACAAAGACAUCUGGUCCAAAGAGAAGACAUGUGACCGUUUCCCCAAGCUACUCAUCAUUGGUCCACAGAAGACCGGUACGACAGCCCUGUAUCUCUUCCUGGGCAUGCACCCCGACCUGACCAGCAACUACCCCAGCAAGGAGACCUUUGAGGAGAUCCAGUUCUUCAACGGCCACAACUACCACAGAGGAAUUGACUGGUACAUGGAGUAUUUCCCCCUGCCCUCCAACACCAGCUCAGAUUUCUACUUUGAGAAGAGCGCCAACUACUUUGACUCCGAGGUUGCGGCACGACGGGCAGCAGCUCUCCUACCCAAAGCCAAAAUCAUAACCAUCCUGAUCAACCCAGCUGACCGGGCCUACUCCUGGUACCAGCACCAGCGUGCCCAUGACGACCCGCUGGCUCUGAGGUACACCUUUCACGAGGUCAUCACGGCUACCCACAAUGCACCGCUCAAACUGCGGGUUCUACAGAACCGCUGCCUGGUACCAGGCUGGUACAGCACACACAUGGACCGCUGGCUCAGCCACUACCACCCCAGUCAGGUUCUGGUUCUGGAUGGGCAGAUGUUGAGAACAGAACCUGCCGCAGUGAUGGAUAAGAUCCAGAAGUUUCUGGGUCUCGUCAACACGGUCAACUACCACAAGAUCCUUGCGUUUGACCCGAAGAAAGGCUUCUGGUGUCAGCUGCUGGACGGGGGCAAGACCAAGUGUCUCGGGAAGAGUAAAGGAAGGAAGUAUCCCGACAUGGACUCUGACUCUCGGGCCUUCCUGAAGGAGCACUAUCGGGACCACAACGUGGAGCUGUCCAAGCUGCUGUACCGGAUAGGCCAGCCCCUGCCCGGCUGGCUGCGGGAGGAGCUGCUCAACUCCAGGUAGCAGGAGCAGGGGGGAGGCGACGCACCGGCCACCGCCAUACCCAAACAGGAGUGAGAAGACUGAUGGACAGGAGCCCGUCCCUCCCCCCUCUCUGCCCACGGCCAGUCAGAGGCACCAAUAGACUGGAAUGAGCCAAUCAUAGGCACCCAGAGACCUAUUCUCAGCCAAUCAGAGGCACCCAGAGACCUUUCCUCAACCGGAAGGCCUGUGACGGACAAGGGGGGGACAGGAAGCAAUCGGCAAGGCUGCAAGCCAGAGACUUCUUUACAGAGAACAGCUGCACCCUCCAUAGGCGGGGAACACAGCACAAUGUGAGCUGGACAGCGGACAGAAGGGGGGGGACAGGGGGGGGUCCAAGUUUAAUGAUGUACCCCUCUCCUAGUCCAGCCCCAAAUCCACACUGGCACAUACUGUACACACACUUUGCAUUGGGAUUGGUUUUUCUGUGCUAGUGCCAGGGAUGAAGUACCCUAGUCUUUAGCAGCUUACGAGCCAGGGUUGAAUGUUCUUCCAGACUAAUGAGGAUGAUUGUUUUUAACAAUGAGGGUUAUCUUUUUUAGUUUGGAACCUUAUUUCUUUCUUUUUAUUUGUCUGCUGCCUUUUGAAGGUGAGGGAGCCUCAAGAGUAUUGCGAUAGCUACAGUAUGUUCUGUUUUUCUUUUUUUAGAGACAAAACAUUUAAAAUGACUAACAUUGAAAACAUCUUGAGACAAUAGCACAAUGUCAACACUUAGCAGGCAAUGAGGUUUGAACUGGAAAGCGAGAGAGCAACAUGUAGAUACAAGUGCGGGAGCGAGUAGAUCAAUAAGCGGUAAUACAGCAAAGAGAGCUAACGCUGAGAGAUGUAGCGCCUGCCCAGUAUUGCAGGAGCCCGGCAGUGUUACCUGCACCAAGGCCCCUCCUGUUUAUGGCACCCCCCUUUUCUUAUUCGCCACAUUUCAGGGCGAAAGCAACUUGAACUUUUUGGAAAUAAAACGCGCAGUGUUGGAAUGUCAUUCUCGUAUUCUGAAGCCUUAAAGUAGUGCCAUGUGAUGCUGGUCUUGGAUACCAGUGUGUAUUGCUCUGCAGUAGAACAAUGUUUACUACUGCUUCUUUUAAGCAUGAGUUUAAACUGAAGAACCACCUGUUGUGUGUAUUACUGGCUCCCCAAAGUAAUCUGGAUUAGUGAGGUUUCAUCAUGAACUCGCAAGAGUGCAGGAGAAGGAAGAGACCAGGGUGGUUGAGAAAGUGAUUCAGACUCCUAAUUUUAAAUCUGCGUGGGUGACUGAAGUGUGGACCGCUUGUAGCCCCGUGGCUAAGGUACAUGACUUAGGGUUCAAGCCCCGAUGUAGCCACGAUAAGAUUCACACAGCUGUUGGGCCCUUGAGCAAGGCCCUUAACCCCACAUUGCUCCAGGGGGAUUGCCCCCUGCUUAGUCUAAUGAACUGUAAGUCGCUUUGGAUAAAAGCAUCAGCUAAACAAAUUAUUUAAUUUUAUUAAGUCAGACAAUGACUGCACAGCAGUUGUUCUUUUCAAACUGGCUUAUCCUCAAAGUUUAGUGCCAUUGCUUCCUUGUUAGUUUACUCCUUAGAGUCUUUUAUGACUUCAUUCAGAAUUCUUCCCAUGUCCCGAUCGACUCAGAGUCCUGUUGCCAUGGUGAUGGUGAAGUUGGUCAGAAAGGAGUUGGCACAGAACUGCAGCAGAUCACCGAUUGGUCAGGGCUGCUAGCGAGAAUGCCUUCUGUAACGUCUCAGAAAACAUGGAACUUUUUUCGGGAACUGUUUAUUAGGUGUACCUCGUACUCUACCUGUCACAAUAUGAGAUAUACGGAUGGACAGUUGAUGCUGACACUCCGUAGUUUUGAAAUCUUGCAGGCUUACGGUACUGUCACCGUGUCAAGACGCAUUUUUGUUUGUUUUGCCAGCAUGACCAAGUUUUCGGUUUUCUUCCGUGUUGCCCCAGAGGAUUUAAAGUGUGAAGAAUAAUUCCCUCACCCAGAAAAUCAUCUAGUCCACCAUUUCUACCCAGCUCCACAGUGCUCCGUAAAUAAGUGCUCAGUUCUACUGCAGUAUAGAUGUCUCAGUUGGUCUUUGUUCAUUGACAAAACCCAAACUGUUUUUUUUAUUAUUAUUAUUAUUAUUUGUCCCACAAUGUCAGUUAGAUUUCAGUCUCUGCUAAGUUAAGAUUUCUACUGUGACCACAUCAAGCCUCAAGUCCCUGAGCCCAAGAGCUCAUUUUUUUCAUGAUUUAUUUUAUUAUUAGGAAUGACUUGUCAUAGAAAAGCAGAACCUGGUACAAUUGCUGGUGUGCUACUAACACAGCCUUCAGCUGUGUUUAUUUACAGUAUUUUUAAUGCAGAAUUUUGAUUUGGCAAUUCAUUCAUUCAUUCAUUCAUCUAUAUUAACUUCAUUUUUCUAGACAAACGGGGAAUAAAAAAAGUAUUUUUUAACUGUGCCGCAAAACAGUAUUUGUAUUUUUACCAAGAAAUGCCACAAAUAUUUGACUCUUCGAGACACCAGAUAUUACACAAAAUGAUUGUUGUUAUUCUGCUACUGAGGCAUGGUUGGCCCCCAUCUCAGUCUCAGAAAAACAGAAUCUGUCUGGGAAAGUACCUUCAGUGUUCUGGCCUCUGUAGUAAUAAAAACUAAUCGUGAUUUUAUUUUUAUUUUUUUGUGAUAACAAGCUUAAAAAUAAACCUGAACGCACCUUGAAAUAAAAGCAGAAAGCCAAAAGAAUUAACCUUGAUAAAUUGUUAAAAUUACAAUAUGAAAUGCAGGGAAGCAUCUGAGAGGAUUUGGCUUAUAACAGGGAGGGCAUCUAUUGAUUAAGUGCCAGUGGAUCUUUUUAGACAUUUAGAGAUAAGGAACGGCCGUCCUGUUCUAAGUGUCUCAGAUCUGCGGAGGAGGUAGGAGUUUUAAUGCUGAGGAGGCGGUGGUGAUGAGAGUGACAGAUGGAGAGCUUUCCGUGCGGGCGCUGCAGACACACUCCCGGACAGGGGGGUGUGCUGGUUAAUGCCCAUGUUCACGUUGAUACAUGUCGUGCGAAUGUUGCUAAGCGGUGUACGUGGCUUGGCUGCAAUAGCGUUACUUCUUCGGGAUAGGCGUAAGUGAAGCUUUCUCCUGGGUAACGCUCUUUGCUCAAUUAAAAGCGACAGCCAUCUCAAUAUGGCGCAUCACCUUUAGCUAUAGAUUGUGCAAUCAGCGUGCUUUCAGACAUGAGACGAUGUUAAGAGACCCGACAAAUCUUCUCCGCAUGUAUGGGGAUAGUGAGCUAAUUGAACGCUUUCGUCUCUGCUGGGCUGAGCUAUUUCAAUUAAUUCACAGACCAGGGAGUGUAUCACAAAGCAGCAAAACGGAGUUAACUGUAUAAUUUCACAGAGCAAAAUCCGAAAGAACGGUUCCAGUUAAUCUUCCACCUUUGGAAAGGUUGUGGGUUUUACUCUGAACUUAUCCAGCAGUUAGUCCUGCUACCCCCGGAAAGUUGCGCCGUAUAGUAAAUUUUCCUUUCCAGAAUGCUUUCGAUGACACGAUUAAUGUCUACAAAUGGAACAGCAACAUUCGCACGACAUGAUAUAUCAACGUGACUGUGCAUUGUCUCGGCUGGACGUCGUCGUAUUUUUUGUGGUGCAACAGGCGCAAAUAUUCAACAGAACGCCUGACGGUGUACCUUCUUAACGCGACAGUUAUUUCCGCUCAUCGUCCUUCCAUCCAUCAUUAUCUAACCCGCUUAUUCCAGGUCAGGGUCGCAGGGGCUGCCGGAGCUUUUCCCAGCAAGCAUGAGGCGAGAGGCAGGAAUACACCUUGAACAGGCCACCAAUCCAUCAGUUUGCUCAUCUUAUGCAAAAAGAAUAUAAAACUACCUUGUCACCAGAGAACAAUGGUUUUCACCCAUUUUAAUUUACCGUACAAAUGAGACGGACAAAUAUAAAACCCUCUGAGAGGAAUGUUGUAAAUGUGAAAUGUUAGUCCAGAGAUGACCCCUGUAUAUAGUGUACCACAGGUACACUGGUUGUGUGCAACAGGUCUCGCCCCACAUCCACAUUUUUUGGCUAAAAAAGUCGCUGUAUAGCACUGUGUAUAUGGAACAAGGAAAUUACAUUUUAAGGCUCCACCCCAAGUGUUCUACAUUAAUGUUUCACUUCCUCUUUCCUCUAUGUUUCCAUUGUUAAGUGAAGUCAGUCGCUGUUUGCCACAAAUGCACUGGAAAGCAGAAGAGCUUUAAGCAGAAUUAGCAUUACACUGUCAAUGGGUUGAUCAUUAGGCUUUGCUUCCGGGUGCCUAAAUCAGGGAGUGGAAUAUUUUCCAGGGGCCGAGAUUCAGAACAAGGGAAAUUAAAAGUAUUUUUUUUUUCCUCUUGAAAAUUAGUACUUGGAUUAAAAUAUCUGGAAGUUAAGUUUCUCUUUGCUCUAUUACUGAAAUAAUUGCUGUGUUAAAUGUGCUGUCUGAUCUUCCAGCCUUAAUGGCUUACUGCUAUCCUCUUGCUAGCAGUUUUUUUGUUGGUUGCUUGACAAACAUCUGUCAAAAGGAAGCUUCAGAACAUAUCCUACUGGCUGAAGCUGAAAUGCACUGCAUUGUCAUUCAUCUGAUCCUUAUCCUGGCUGUUUGCUUGGUUUACAGGUGUCGAGAAUGCAUUUACUUCUGCCUGUACUCCCAGCUUCUUUAUAAAUAGUGGGGUUUUUUGGAGAGGUUAAGUUCUCUAAAUCCCCAUUUAACUGGCCUAACUGGUAUUCAAGGUACUGAGUUUUGGCGCCCCCAAAUUAAUUUGUGUUUCAACAGUUGACUCUCAAUCACUCUCCCGCACACAUACAGUAAAUACACACACACUUUCUCACGAGAGCGUAAAUGCGCGCACACACACUCGCACACACGCUCUCUCUCUCUCUCACACUCACUUCAGAUGAUUCUCUCUGAAUGUGCCCCUUCCUGAUUUAUAAGUUAUUGACCAUGACUGGAUGUGUGCAGUUUAUGCACUUUUUAACAAUGCAAUAAGAGGCACAGCUUUCAGGGCUCAGGGUAUCUAGAGCGGGAGGUGAGGGGGAGGAAUUAGUGUUAGGAACAGUGUUUACCACCCUGUUUAAUGCGGGGACUUUACUGUGUUACGUGUGCAGAAGUUCCAGAGCUGAAGAACAGUGUUGUGAGUAUUUGGACUACAAACUAAUGCCUAAAUGUGACUUUUGGGAGAGUGGCCCUGCCCAUCUGUGUCAGAUCUCAUGGCUCCUCCCAUAUUCCUGUGACCACUCCCCCCUACUCAAUCGCCUGACCAAUCCCACACUGCCAGUUUGUGUUUCCGUGGCCCUGUAUUAAUAAAGAAUGACCACAAUAAGAAUAGUAAUAAUCUCAUGGACUGUACAAUCAGACUGUAAUUGGUAUGUUUUAUUUUUUUGUUUUUAUUAUUGUGUAGCUUUUUUUGUGAUUUUAAUUUACAAAUAAAAAUGCCACUGUCUUUUUA